This is a messenger RNA of Dovyalis caffra, 525 nucleotides long. NCBI's taxonomy places the organism in Eukaryota, Viridiplantae, Streptophyta, Magnoliopsida, Malpighiales, Salicaceae. The record is from the annotation of a GenBank genome assembly.
AUGCCAGCACCUUUGAGGUCAAUACAGGAGACCCUGAAGCCUGAAUUCUCCAUGAGACACCGGAUUUUGUACCAGCACCAACUCCCUCCGCUUAUUCCAUGCACCAGCACAAAGUGUGUAGGUGGUGGCUGCAGCUUUAGUGAUAAGGGGGUUAUUUCUCCCAUCUUAGUUGCUUCCUCGCUCUCUCAAUGCCAGUGCCCCCUCAAAUCUUUUUGUCAAGUUCCCCUAGCACUCAAAUCACCACCUCUUGUCUGGUCUAGUCCCAAACAGACUUUAGAGCUCUUACCACGCUGUACGGAAAAGGUCGAGGAAAAGGGUCGUAGCAGAGAAACAGACCAAUCUUGUUUCUUGAGUGGACACUUUUCAAAUCCAUGUUGGUGCAAAGGUUUUGCGGGAAGAAUGCUCGUUGACCUGGACAAAAUAUACAAGAGAAAUCAAAAGUCUAAUCAUAGUCCAAGUCAGGUUGGCUCUUUCAAGAUUGACCUUUUAGGCGUGGCUCAAUCUCUUAAUGGUUGCUGUGUGUAG